Molecule: messenger RNA, 1249 nt
Organism: Myodes glareolus (Bank vole)
Lineage: Eukaryota; Metazoa; Chordata; Mammalia; Rodentia; Cricetidae
Gene: Arpin
Product: actin related protein 2/3 complex inhibitor
Biological process (GO): negative regulation of actin nucleation
Source: RefSeq, a predicted model, not a curated record
CGGUUCCCUUUUCUCCCUUCUGCUCCCUGGGAAAAUAUCCUCCUAGAAUCGAUCCCAAGGAAGAUCUACAUAUAAUUCCUGAGCUUCAACCGUCGCUUUGUAUACUGAUGAAUUUUGAGACAGGGUCUCUAUACUACAGAUGGGUCUCGAACUCUCGAUCUUUCCUGUCUUAAACUACAAGGACAUGAAGGACAACAGUCACUUGGAAAGCCCUACGCCACUGCACAGGGUCUGGAGGUCAGGAAUGAGGCUCGGCUCCUUUAAGUCCAGCUUGGGAACGCCCAGAGCGGGCAGCACGGUUCCGGGAUCUGCUGCCUGGGAAAGCGUACGCUGCAAGGACCUCCGGCUCCUCUCCCCUUGGUGCCCCGCCCCGCGCGCCCACUGCUUCCUGGAGCUGCCGGCCUUGGUUGGCUUGGGAAAAAUGAGCCGCAUCUACCACGACAGUGUCCUCCGCAACAAGGCGGUGCAGAGCGCGCGACUGCCGGGGUCCUGGGACCCCGCUGCCCACCAGGGGGGAAAUGGCGUCUUGCUAGAGGGGGAGCUGGUGGAUGUAUCUCGGCACAGCAUCUCGGAUGCCCAUGGCAGGAAGGAGCGCUACUAUGUGCUGUAUAUCCGGCCCAGUUGUAUCCACCGACGGAAGUUUGACUCCAAAGGAAAUGAAAUCGAGCCCAACUUCAGUGCCACCAGGAAGGUGAACACAGGCUUCCUCAUGUCGUCUUACAAGACGGAAGCCAAGGGGGACACUGACAGACUCACGCUCGAGGUGCUGAAGGGCCUGGUGAACAAGCCGGACCUGCUGGAGCUGACAGAAGGCCUCACUCCAGACCAGACGGUGGCAUUCUGGAUGCCGGAAUCAGAGAUGGAGGCCAUGGAACUCGAACUGGGGACUGGAGUGCGGUUGAAGACGCGGGGCGAUGGCCCCUUUAUCGAUUCCUUAGCCAAGCUGGAGCUGGGGACCGUGACCAAGUGUAAUUUUGCUGGUGAUGGAAAGACAGGGGCAUCCUGGACAGACAACAUCAUGGCCCAAAAGUCUUCACAGAGGGACACAGUGGAGAUCCGAGAACAAGGAGAUGGAGCGGAGGAUGAGGAAUGGGAUGACUGAAGUGCCUUCUCCCGCUACCAGCAUCUGAGAUGGUGUCUUUGAGAAGUGGCCAUACUUCCACCCUGGAAAGAGCCAUCUGUCGGGCUGAAUACCUUUAAUACAUUCUGUGGAGAUCAAAUCCAAGACCUCAAGACUCACAGAGGGUCU